Lasiosphaeria miniovina is the source of this 1176-nucleotide messenger RNA. RefSeq lists its product as uncharacterized. The record is from RefSeq and is a predicted model, not a curated record. Lineage: Eukaryota; Fungi; Ascomycota; Sordariomycetes; Sordariales; Lasiosphaeriaceae. The coding region runs from base 246 to 1040 and encodes 264 amino acids. The transcript has a single exon.
AAUCAAUUACCCAGGCCACGGUCUUAAAUUAAGACGGCGUCCGGAGCUCCAAUUCUGUGGCCACACGGUGAUAUAUUGUUCAACGAAGGCUGUUGUGUUUUCCACUGUUUCGAGCCGUGAGCUUGACGCGCCCGUACCAUCCAAAAUACGCCAGCUUGUGUCUUGUUGCUCUCGCAGUGCCUUUGCCCGGCUCGCUGGGACGCAAUUGUCCAAGUGUCUGAAAGAUAGCCCCAGCACCGUUCACCAUGGUUCGAUCAAGCUCGGCGAUGGGCGCCGUGUUGGCAGUCCUGGGGUCCUUUGCGGCCAGCCCAGUCUCGGCGGACUGCACGCGCGAAGAUCUCCUCGCGGCGGCAAACAGCUACGUGAAUGCAGUGACGGCGGGCAAGAUCGACGGGCUCAAGCUGUCGAGCACCAACUUCACGUACCAGGAGAACAACAAGGCGGCCGACAUCAAGCGCGGCGUGCUCAGCCAGCCGCUCAAGAUUGACCUCAACCGCUCGACGGCCGACACGGUCGCCUGCGCCAGCUACACCAUGAUCAUCUCGUCGGGCGGCUCCAAGCCGUACGUGCUCGCCACACAACUCCGCCACGACGCCGGCGACGCCUCCACCAUCUCCAUGAUCGACACCAUCGCCGCCACCACCGGCUCGCUCUUCUUCAACCCCAAGCAGACCCUCGGCUACAUCCAGAAGGAGAACUGGGGCGUGCUGGACGCCGCCGACCGCCCCUCCCGCGACCUGCUCAAGCGCGUCGGCGACGCCUACCUCGACAUGUGGACCGACGCGAAAGCCGCAGACUCUAUCCCCUGGGGCACCAACUGCGAGCGUGUCGAGGGCUCCUCCCUCACCCGCCCCUGCGGCGGCUCCCUGCCCCACGGCGGCAGCGCGAAGAACAACGGCAACCGCCGCUAUGUCAUUGAUGAGACCAUUGGGUCGGUCGAUGUGCUGUGCUCCUUCGACUCGCUCGGCAGCCUGCCCGACAGCCACGAGAUCCGCCUCGAGGCCGGCAAGGUCAAGUACGUGCACACUGUCACGGUGUGAAAUGGGGUUCGCGCGGCUGUUGUCAUGUUUGGACUAGGGAUAGUUCUUGUUGUAUAUCACGUUGGAAUUAAGAUCGCAGGUUGUAUCCAUUGUCGACAAAAUAAUGUGGGGGACAACACAAAAAUAGCAGAGUUCA